Messenger RNA from Rodentolepis nana, 1017 nucleotides. The record is from the annotation of a GenBank genome assembly. Lineage: Eukaryota; Metazoa; Platyhelminthes; Cestoda; Cyclophyllidea; Hymenolepididae.
AUGAUCUUUCAGGGAAUAAUCGCUAAUGAGACAUUGGCCUACUUUAUGGCCCGCAUCUACCUCUUCCUCUACAUGGUUGGCGUGAAACCUGAUCGUUGCCGUUUCCGUCAACACAUGAAGAACGAGAUGGCCCAUUACGCCUGUGAUUGUUGGGAUGCUGAGUGUCUCACUACUUAUGGUUGGAUCGAAUGUGUUGGCUGUGCUGAUCGAAGCUGUUAUGACCUCUCGCAACACCAAAAAGUCACCGGCGUUCGAUUGGUUGCUGAAAAACCCCUUCCGGAGCCUGUGAAGGUUAAGAAGACUCAAUGCGUGCCAAACAAGGCCAAGAUUGGCAAAACUUUUCGUUCAGAUUCGGCCCAGAUUCUCAAAGCCUUUGAAGCACUUACCUUAGAUGAAAGCGCCAAGCUCCAUGAGGAAUUGCUCAAGGCCAAAAAGUAUACGCUCUCUGUCAACGGUUCCAACUUCGAAAUCACCCCUGAUAUGGUUACUGUUAGUGAAGAAGUAACAAUACACGUCGAGGAAAUCACGCCCAGUGUUAUUGAACCCUCCUUUGGAAUUGGCCGUAUAAUGUAUGCUAUUUUGGAGCAAAACUUCCAUACUCGUGAAAACGAUGAACAGAGAACUUUCCUCUCUCUUCCACCAAUAAUCGCGCCUUACAAGUGCUCUGUUCUACCACUGUCUAAUCACAAAGAUCUCGCGCCUUUUGUGCAUAAACUCUCUGAGAAGUUGACUCGUGUUGGAAUUUCUCAUCGUGUUGAUGAGAGCAGUGGAUCGAUCGGGCGAAGAUAUGCUCGAACGGAUCAAAUUGCCAUUCCCUACGGUAUCACUAUUGACUUCGACACAGUAAACCAAACACCAUCAUCUGCCACACUUCGUGAAAGGGAUACCAUGAAGCAGAUCCGUGUACCGUUAGAAGAUUUGCCCGAGUUGGUGAGUGAUUUGGCUAACGGAAUUGUCUCUUGGGCCGACGCACUUGCAAACUAUCCGAUCUUCGAACAACAAGAGACUACCAAGUAG